AUGGCGUCAAUAUUGUCAAGUUUUUCUUCUCAGUACAAUGAAUUAUGGAGGGCAAUUAUAAGACCUCCAAGAGACAAAUAUAGUAUUCGGGAUUUGGGCCCAAUGCGGUUUGCUAUAGGAAAGUCUAUUUUUAAGAGAUCAGACUUUACUUUGAGAAAUCGCCGCUUCCAAGCUCUUCAUUGUAGUCAUUUUGAGCCAAUUGAGAAUGAAAGACCAUCGGAAUCUCUUCCUUGCGUAGUUUAUCUUCACGGAAACUGUAGUUCAAGGAGAGAGGCUUUACCAUACGUUCCAUUGCUUCUUCCUAUCGGAAUUACAGUUAUGGCAGUGGAUUUAAGUGGUUCCGGGUUGUCUGAUGGAGACUAUAUAAGUUUGGGAUACCAUGAGAAAGAUGAUCUUUCCGUUUUGAUUGAAUACUUGAAAAGCUCAAAAAGAUGUAGUUCAGUUGGAGUUUGGGGGAGGUCAAUGGGUGCUGCUACUGCUUUAAUGUACUCUGGAGUUGAUAGGGGAGACGGUUUCCUAAGGGGGAUUGUUGUAGAUUCCAGCUUUUGCAGUCUCCGUCAGCUAUGCCACGAGUUGGUCCAUCACUAUGUCCCUCUGCUACCCAAUUUUCUAGUGGAUUCGGCACUUUCAUUUAUAAAAUCUACAAUUAAUGACAAGGCAAAAGUUAACAUAGAUGAGAUUGCUCCCAUUAAGUCUAUUGGCCAUUGUAAGGUUCCUGCUUUGUUUAUUUCAGGUACAAAUGACACAUUGGUCAAUCCCAAUCACUCUAAAAAGUUACAUGACAACUAUGGAGGAGAGAAGAUGCUCAUGAUAAUUCCAGGUAAUCACAAUUCUGAAAGACCUAAGUUUGUUAAAGCUUCAAUUGUAAUAUUCUUUUACUCAGUAUUUGAAUGUUUCAAACUCCCAAAAUCUGCAGAUGCUUUGAAGUCUUUUAUAAAUACAGAUUUAAGCCUACUUUUUAACUAUGAUGAGUUGUACUAUGACGAAAAUGGCAAGCUUCCAAAGCCAAUUGCUCAGUCUUUCUAUGCUAUCCAACAGUAUAUUAGAUACAAGGUUACUAACAAUAGCCCUGUUCCUUCAUUGAAUACAGCAUUUCAAAGAGAUGAAAAUGUUCGAUCUAGUAAAGAGCAUAUAAAGAGAGAUGAAAUGACUAGAUCCGAUUCGAAUGAAUCUUUUAGUAACCAAAACCAGAACAAAGGAAUCCAAAUGCGCCCUCCAGACGUUGACAAGUACAUUGACCGUAUGAUUCCCUUAAAUAAUGAGAACAUUAAGCAAUCUUCAUCAACAAUAUACUCUACAGAUGCUUCUUGUUCUAGAAGCACUACUUUCGAAACAAUUAAUCAGGGAUUGGAGAGAGGCGAUACAAUGAAUACUAUAGGCUCAUUUGAAGAAUUUAAAGACGCUUUUAGUCCCGUUUCUUAUCAAAUUAGGUCAUCAGGUACCGAAUUUAGUAGUGAGGAAAAGUUAGCUGGGCCUGAAUCAAGCUCAAGCUAUGUAACAGCAACUGGGAAUUAUCAAAUAUCUCCACCUGGUACAAAAUAUACCACUAAUAACAGCCAACAAUACUGUAACCAGAAUCAAAAUAUUAUUCACCAACACUCUCCUUCAUACCAUCCAUACGGUUUUAACCAGAAGGGAAUUCUUCAAACAAAUGGUGCUAUGGGAAAUGGUAGUAUAUUGUUAUCUAAUGGAGGAGGGGGAGGGGGAAUAGGCUAUUCGAAUGUUGGUAUGAGUUCUGGUCAGCAGCCAUCUUCAAUAGGGGAGGGAGCCAGAAACUCAAGUAUUGCUUCAAGCUUACCAAAAAAGGUGGCUAAAUAUAACUACCAGAGAAAUUAA
Molecule: messenger RNA, 1836 nt
Organism: Cryptosporidium ubiquitum
Lineage: Eukaryota; Apicomplexa; Conoidasida; Eucoccidiorida; Cryptosporidiidae
Exons: 1
Coding region: 1-1836 (611 amino acids)
Source: RefSeq, a predicted model, not a curated record